AUGGCAACCGCAGAACAUCUAACCAACCUUACCGAUCUAGUCCUCGGCAACCUGCGAGAUCAGCAUGACUGGACUGAUGUCGAGGUUCGGAGUGACGGGAAAAGCCGACAGCGUCCCAUCAUCACCGGCCUCCCGCCUAACAGGCUGUACAUGCACCCAGACGAACAAAUUGAGGUCUUGGAAAUGGAGCAGACCGCCGGCAAGCGCUCGAGCCAGGCCCCCGAGUAUGAGUGGGUUCUCCCAGUGCAUCUGGGCGAACAAUGGACGCUGAGUUCUUUUGCUACAAUUUUUGACUCCAUCGACACUCUGCCACGAGAACUCGAUCCAGCAAGCACCAUCGAUGGACCCCAGAAGCGGGAUUGGCGUGGCACAGAUCGUCAAAAGAGACUACUCCUUGCCGUGGUCCACGACGAUUCGACCGUGUCUUAUUACCUCAUUCACGACGGUAUCGUCAAGCCAAGACAGAAUUAA
This is a messenger RNA of Colletotrichum abscissum, 471 nucleotides long. RefSeq lists its product as uncharacterized. The record is from RefSeq and is a predicted model, not a curated record. NCBI's taxonomy places the organism in Eukaryota, Fungi, Ascomycota, Sordariomycetes, Glomerellales, Glomerellaceae. Gene Ontology annotation, molecular function: tRNA-intron lyase activity; nucleic acid binding. Bases 1 to 471 code for a protein of 156 amino acids. The transcript has a single exon. Gene Ontology annotation, biological process: tRNA splicing, via endonucleolytic cleavage and ligation; tRNA-type intron splice site recognition and cleavage. Gene Ontology annotation, cellular component: tRNA-intron endonuclease complex.